AUGAAAAAUGUGGUUAUUGUAGGGCAAGGUCCAGCUUCAUACAUGUGUGGAAUAUACAUCCACACUGCGAAUUUGUCUCCAAUGAUAAUCAAAGAUAGUAUACAACAAGCUCAAUCCUUCAUUGGGUUUGAUAAGGUUGCUGGUGUUGAUGGAGUCGGUGCUCCAGAUGAGUUUACUAAUCUGCUUGAAAAACAAGCAAGAAAUAUGGGAAUAGAUGUUGUGAAUGAUUCAAUCACCUGUAUAUCAAGGGCAAAUGACGUAUUCACAGUAGUCACAAGCAAUGCUUCAUACAAAUCAAAAUCUUUGGUAAUCGACAGUGCUUGCCUGGAGAAAAAAUACAGAGCUGCCUUAGGUGAAACAGGUGUAUUUUAUACCAGUGACAAAAUUACACACAAUGAAGCAAUCAUCAUGGCUGGCGCUGGCUGCAAGGUCUCGUUUGAUGUAAAAGAAUUCAUUGAGGCAGAUACAAGCAAGUAA
Molecule: messenger RNA, 477 nt
Organism: Ordospora colligata OC4
Lineage: Eukaryota; Fungi; Microsporidia; Ordosporidae
Product: thioredoxin reductase-like protein
Exons: 1
Coding region: 1-477 (158 amino acids)
Source: RefSeq, a predicted model, not a curated record